Daucus carota subsp. sativus is the source of this 393-nucleotide messenger RNA. RefSeq lists its product as uncharacterized. The record is from RefSeq and is a predicted model, not a curated record. The transcript is spliced from 5 exons. Bases 49 to 393 code for a protein of 114 amino acids. Lineage: Eukaryota; Viridiplantae; Streptophyta; Magnoliopsida; Apiales; Apiaceae.
UUUGAUGCCAACUUUCAAUGAUGUUAGUGAAGAAUUUGCAAUGUGAAGAUGGUGUCUGUGUUAUGCUUACAGGGAGAGUUGAAGCUGGUGGCAGGGAGAUUGAGCGACCAUAAACCAACUGCAUUUUCCCAUACAAUGGCGAGGAUACUGCAGGUAUACUUGAAGUUUCAUGACUACUGCUCACCAGCAGUAGUAACCGGAAAAAACCAGCAGAAGAUCACUCUACAUAGCUGCCGAACAGAAUUUCUUUUCCCAUUUGCAGAAAACCAGAAACUAGCACCAGAACAAUCCAGACAGACCUCCAGGAUCACAUGCACAAAGGAUCAUCACAGCAGGGUUCCAGAACAGGGCAGUCAAACUGUCCGGCCUGAAUACAAACACCAGAGUUUGUAG